Molecule: messenger RNA, 609 nt
Organism: Chelmon rostratus (copperband butterflyfish)
Lineage: Eukaryota; Metazoa; Chordata; Actinopteri; Chaetodontiformes; Chaetodontidae
Gene: her8.2
Product: hairy-related 8.2
Exons: 4
Coding region: 1-609 (202 amino acids)
Biological process (GO): regulation of neurogenesis; regulation of transcription by RNA polymerase II; anterior/posterior pattern specification
Cellular component (GO): nucleus
Molecular function (GO): DNA-binding transcription factor activity, RNA polymerase II-specific; protein dimerization activity; RNA polymerase II cis-regulatory region sequence-specific DNA binding
Source: RefSeq, a predicted model, not a curated record
AUGACUGCUUCAUCCAUGGCGCACAACGUGGCGAAACAUCCCAGUGCCAAGGAGGAGAGAAAGCUGAGGAAGCCGCUCAUUGAGAGGAAACGGCGAGAGAGGAUAAACAAUUGUUUGGAUCAGCUGAAAGAGACUGUGAUCGGAGCGUUCAGACUCGAUCAAUCCAAGCUGGAAAAGGCCGACAUUCUAGAGAUGACAGUGAAGCAUCUGCAAAACAUCCAGAGUAAUAAACUCAACGACCCCACACUAGGCCUGGAGGCCCAGCAGAAAUACAGCACAGGGUACAUCCAGUGCAUGCACGAGGUCCACAACAUGCUCCUCACCUGCGACUGGAUGGACAAAACUCUGGGCUCCCGCCUGCUCAACCACCUCCUCAAGUCCCUGCCAAGGUCCACCGAUGAGCACCCCCUCCAGCCCACACCCAGGCAAGACGGCCCUCCUCCAGCUGGCCAAGACACGGGGCUCCCCGGCACACCCCUAAGAGGAGACCCCCUGGCCGGCAGGCAGCUCCAGAGAGAAGGGUCCACCUGCCACGUGGCUGGGCACAGAGAGAGACCGGCACUCCACAGCUCCCACCUGGGGAUGCUGGAGAUGUGGAGGCCCUGGUGA